UUCAUAGUUCUUCCCCUAAUCGAAAAACUUUGAGAUAUAAUUUGAGGAUACUCUGAAUAACCUCGGAAACUUUGACAAUGGCUGGACCGUAUUUAUCUCCGUUGCCAGGAGAUCUUUUGACAGAGUACAUGUUUGGUAGACGGCGGCAGAGAAGAAACAGGACCACAUUCACACCGCAGCAGUUGAGCGAGUUGGAGUCCUUGUUUCAGAAGACUCAUUACCCUGACGUUUUUUUAAGAGAAGAAGUAGCGUUAAGGAUUAGUCUUUCGGAAGCCAGAGUACAGGUAUGGUUUCAAAAUCGUCGUGCAAAAUGGCGAAAACAGGCAAGACUGCAACUGUUACAAGAUGCUUGGAGGAUGCGCUGCCUCGGUCUCGGCACACCUCCCCUUGGCAUGCCAGGACAUACAAAGCCACCAGAAUCCUCGCCCGAGGGUGGCGAAUCUCCAACACCCAAAGAAUCGCCAGAGUCACCAGCUAUGGAAAGUAAUGGCGAAUUGAAAUCACCUCGACCCGAUACCUACCACCACAAUGGCAACAUAACUGAGAACAUGCCCGCAAUCCCACCGCACGAUAUGCCUCCCCCCAUGUCGUAUGCCAAUGAAGACGGAAGAAUGAUGCAACAGCCACCCUUCCCUUUCCCACCAUUAUUAAUGACACCUCAGCUCGACGAAGUGGUACCCACUGAUUUAAGAGUGAUGACUUCAAAGAACAACCCUUGUCACUGCGGGACGUCUGGAGAAGAAAUAGAUGAACCUCAAAACUUGGCGUAUCGCAGACGAAACCACGAGGCGAGCGACAGUGAAAGCGACACUGAAAUUGAUCUUACUUCCCACUCUAAAGAUGAUGAUUUGCGCGAAUCAGAGCGACUCGCUAAGAGGAUAGCCACGAACAUAUUCAGAAGUGACGCCGUACUGCACGACUUGUUACCGAAUGACCUGAGUAUGGGCAUGAAGAACAUGAACGAAAGAAAUCUCGGUAGAAACGUAUCGAUGUAAUUUUAGAUUUCGUGUACAUUUCUGUUUCUAGUCAAUAUUGUAUUUUAUAGACUUGUAGAUACUUGUUUAUUUGUACGAAUUAAUAUUAAUAUCUGUGUUGGUAAGCUGUUGUAGAUAGCGUACUGCAAACCAAAAAUGUACUUUCUAGAUUGUAUUUAUUGAAUUUGUUUAUUUAGUUUUAGAUUUAAAAUAAGAAAUUGGGAAAUUAAUAAUAGACCAAAGUUAGAAAAAUCAUUUUAUUUUGUCAGUAUAAAGGUUUCUUAGCCAUUAAUUAACCUGAGGCAGUACUUGGCGGUUUUGUGU
Vanessa atalanta (red admiral) is the source of this 1298-nucleotide messenger RNA. RefSeq names its product retinal homeobox protein Rx3. Gene Ontology annotation, molecular function: RNA polymerase II transcription regulatory region sequence-specific DNA binding; DNA-binding transcription factor activity, RNA polymerase II-specific. The record is from RefSeq and is a predicted model, not a curated record. The transcript has 3 exons. Gene Ontology annotation, biological process: regulation of transcription by RNA polymerase II. NCBI's taxonomy places the organism in Eukaryota, Metazoa, Arthropoda, Insecta, Lepidoptera, Nymphalidae. Bases 78 to 995 code for a protein of 305 amino acids.